CAAAACACAAACUCACUCACUUCCUGUUACCUCUAGCUCCUAAAGACAGGGCAGAAUAAAAUAUAUGAGAAACAAUUAAAUAAAUAAAACACGCGAAAACAUACAUUUUCAAAAGAAGACUUGUUCCGCCUACAGUUUGAACUACCGUUAACGUACUGGAGGCAUUUGCCAUUAUGUGUCUCCAGCUUUAGCUAGCUGGGCUAACUUAGCUUGUUCUUUGCCUGAAUCUCACAAGAGUCCAACUCCCUUUUGUCUGUUGUCGUGAAUUUGAGGUGUGUGUUAACCCUGAUCCCGCACCGCUUCAGCCUGCAUCGUGCUGAGAUGGCAGGGCGAAAAAGGAUGAAGAAGGUUGACCAUGAAAACCAAGGGGAUGUGAAGGUUUGUCCUGCCAAGCUGAGGUCCCUUCACUGUGAAAAUGCUCCUGGUGCCGAGACGGAGCAGCUGAGUCCUUACUUCAAAAAGCAUCAGCAGCACAGGCUGGGAGAGGAUUUUUUCAACCAGCCCUGCAUUAGUCUGGCUAAAGCAUUCCUUGGCAAGGUGUUGGUUCGCCAGUAUGUAGAUGGUACAGAGCUACGGGGGAGAAUAGUGGAAACUGAAGCCUACCUUGGAGGGGAGGACAAAGCCUCUCACUCAGCGGGGGGCAAACGCACAGAGAGGAACACAGCAAUGUUUAUGAAGCCCGGCACAAUCUAUGUGUAUCCAAUCUACGGCAUCUACCUCUGUAUGAAUGUGUCCAGUCAAGGGGAGGGUGCUGCUGUGCUGCUGCGCUCCCUUGAGCCCCUGCAGGGUCAGCCCAUCAUGAGGCAGCUGCGGGCAGCCAGACGCAGAGAUGGAGCGAAGCCGCUGAAGGACAAAGAGCUCUGCAACGGGCCUUCAAAACUGUGCCAGGCUCUAAAUAUACCCCGCUGCUUCGACCGUCGAGAUCUAGCCUCAGACCCGGAAGUGUGGCUGGAGAAGGACCCCCAAACAAGCAUGCCAGAAACCCAUGACUUGGUGGCAGCGUCCCGCAUCGGAGUAGAGUCCCAUGGCGAAUGGGCCACCAAGCCCCUGCGUUUUUAUCUCCGUGGCCAUCCCUGUGUCAGUGUAGUGAACAAAGAGGCAGAAAGACAGGCUUUGUCCACGUCUAAAACGAACAAUUUGGAUUUCUCAGAGGUACAGUCUGACACAGGACAGCACAAUGCCACCACAUGACAAACAGCUGAAACUGCUCUGCCAGCUGUACCUCAAAUGGACUCAACAGUUUAUAUUUAUUUCCCAUCCACUUGGCCAGAAUUCUCUGUAGAUUCUUACACAAGUACUAAAAAAAAUUGUACCCCCCCAAAUAGUCGAGAGGAGUGAAUAACUGCCUUAACUGGUUGUCUGAUUGUAAAUGAAAUCUAAUUUGCAUGAGGCAUACUAUUAAAAAUUUCUCAUCCAUUUUGCAUGUUGUGCCAUAUCCUUAGACAUUUCAAGAAAUUUAUGAAAUGAAGACAAAACACUUUUCAUUUAUAAUGUGGUCAUACCUGAUGCAGCCCACACUAAAUGUAUAAAUGCCUGUUUUCACACUACACUUUUUAUACUGUUAAAAUGUUGGUGCUACUCUGAAACAUAAGUUAAUGAUAACUGAAAUAAGAGUUGAAAUACCUGAGUUCCAAAAAGUAGCUUUUAACACUUUCUAAAUCAAUUUUUUAAAUAAAAAUUCAUGCUUGGGAAAUUCUCUUUUC
This is a messenger RNA of Myripristis murdjan (pinecone soldierfish), 1703 nucleotides long. It is a transcript of the gene mpg, whose product is annotated as N-methylpurine DNA glycosylase. Lineage: Eukaryota; Metazoa; Chordata; Actinopteri; Holocentriformes; Holocentridae. Bases 322 to 1191 code for a protein of 289 amino acids. Gene Ontology annotation, biological process: base-excision repair. The record is from RefSeq and is a predicted model, not a curated record. The transcript is spliced from 4 exons. Gene Ontology annotation, molecular function: DNA binding; alkylbase DNA N-glycosylase activity.